Messenger RNA from Juglans microcarpa x Juglans regia, 827 nucleotides. RefSeq names its product 17.4 kDa class I heat shock protein-like. Gene Ontology annotation, biological process: response to hydrogen peroxide; response to heat; response to salt stress. The transcript has a single exon. The record is from RefSeq and is a predicted model, not a curated record. Bases 195 to 671 code for a protein of 158 amino acids. NCBI's taxonomy places the organism in Eukaryota, Viridiplantae, Streptophyta, Magnoliopsida, Fagales, Juglandaceae.
UUUCAUUCUUUUUCUUUUCUUUUUCCCUCUCUGUUUUUUUCCCUAUCAUGGAGAAAACAGAACCCUCUUCCGGGACCUAUAUAUAGGGUGCUCACCAAGCUUGAUUUCAACUCGAAAUUCAUCGCAGCUCAAAAGCUCUUAUCUGUAUCUGGUUUUCCCUUGUCAAGAUUUCCUUCGCUCCAAAGUUUCCAGACAUGUCGCUCGUUCCCAGCCUCUUUGGUGGUCGUCGAACAAACGUGUUUGAUCCAUUUUCUCUAGAUUUGUGGGAUCCCUUCGAUGGACUCCUCUCCUCCGCCGUUGCCAAUGUCCCUCCCUCAGCACGCGAAACCGCUGCGUUGGCCAACUUAAGAAUCGACUGGAAGGAAACCCCAGAGGCCCAUGUCUUCCAUGCUGACCUCCCGGGCCUCAAGAAGGAGGAAGUGAAAGUCGAGGUUGAAGAUGGAAGAAUUCUGCAGAUUAGCGGAGAGAGGAGCAAAGAGCAGGAGGAGAAGAACGAUAAGUGGCACCGUAUCGAGAGAAGCAGCGGCAAGUUCCUCCGCCGGUUCAGGCUGCCGGAAAAUGCGAAGCUGGAUCAGGUCAAGGCUAGUAUGGAGAAUGGGGUGCUUACUGUGACUGUUCCUAAAGAGGAGGAGAAGAAGCCUGAGGUCAAACCCAUUGAGAUCUCCGGUUGAUGAGGAACAUAUAUAUCCUCCAACCUUUGAAGUUUGAAGCGUUUGUUUCGACUUUCGAGUCGAUCUAUGUCGAAUAAUUUCGGUUUUGUGUGUUUGUCUGUUUGUUUUUUUUUUUCUGAAGUUUGAAAAUGUAAGAGUCUGUUCACUGUUGGUUGA